Molecule: messenger RNA, 504 nt
Organism: Durusdinium trenchii
Lineage: Eukaryota; Dinophyceae; Suessiales; Symbiodiniaceae
Source: the annotation of a GenBank genome assembly
AUGUGUGUGGAGACCUGCACAGUCCUCCACUCCAAAGAGGCGCAAAAGGCCCAGGUUUGGAGGUCAAGUGGAAGCAAGUCUUGUGAACUGAAGGAGGUUAGAUUGCAAGAAACUGCUAUGAACUUUGUCCAGCCACUGGAACAUGAUGCCCUGAAACUUAUGAAUGGCAUGUAUCGGAAUCUACCGAUAUUGGAGAAAUGGAAAGUGACAAGAUUUCUGUCAAAAGUGACGGAAGAGGUUCUCAUGCCCGAGUUUCAAAGUGCUGAAGGGCAUGGCUACAGCCGUGAGAUCCCCAAAGAGGUUCAAUACCUCGUAAUCAUCGGAGAUCUUCACGGGCAGCUCUUCAACCUCAUUGCUUACUUGGUGCGCAUCAUGGAGACUUACACGGGCCAGGGUCUUAAUCCCCUAGAUGGAUCAUCCUUGCUCCUCCGCGAUCCGCGCAUCCAGUACGUCUUUCUAGGUGACUAUGUGGAUCGAGGUGAAAGAGGACUUGAACUAUCUUGA